AUGAAUGCCACAAAUUUUCAUAACUGGGUUAGUCACAAAUUGAAAAAUAAACUAGCUCCUAAUUCAGUGGUCGUAAUGGACAAUGCCUCCUACCAUUGUGUACAGGUAAAGAAAAAACCUACUAUGUCAAGUUUAAAAAGGGACAUGCAAGAUUGGUUACGCGAACGUAAUGUUGAAUUUACACCAGAUAAUACAAAAGCCGAACUCUUUCAUUUGAUAAAUAGAACUCAGUCCGAAAAAAUUUACGUCAUUGACGAAAUAUUAAAGGCUUCAGGUCAUAUCGUUCUUCGCCUUCCGCCAUAUCAUCCUGAUCUCAACCCCAUUGAGCUUGUGUGGGCCGAUAUAAAGAACAAUUUAGCUACAAAUUAUAUAAAUACUUCAUUGGACGACAAAAUUCCAAUCAUCACAAAAUUGUUUUCUGAAUUCACUCCAGGAAGAUGGCAAAAGUGUGACGACCACGUACAGAAAAUCGAGAACCAAUAUUGGGACCACGAUAUGAGGUUUGACAAUGUAAUAGACGAGUUGAUCAUAAACCUGGGAAACGAUUCAGAUUCUGAGGAGGAUAUGGAAAUUGAAGACAUGUAUAGUAAUGAAGAAGAAGAAGAUAUGGAUUAA
Parnassius mnemosyne (clouded apollo) is the source of this 615-nucleotide messenger RNA. The record is from the annotation of a GenBank genome assembly. NCBI's taxonomy places the organism in Eukaryota, Metazoa, Arthropoda, Insecta, Lepidoptera, Papilionidae.